Messenger RNA from Arachis stenosperma, 381 nucleotides. RefSeq lists its product as uncharacterized. NCBI's taxonomy places the organism in Eukaryota, Viridiplantae, Streptophyta, Magnoliopsida, Fabales, Fabaceae. Gene Ontology annotation, molecular function: nucleic acid binding. The transcript has a single exon. The coding region runs from base 1 to 381 and encodes 126 amino acids. The record is from RefSeq and is a predicted model, not a curated record.
AUGGGCAGGCCGAAGUCUCCAACAGGGAGCUCAAAAAUUCUAGAGAAAACAGUGAGUGCCUUCAGGAAGGACUGGGCAAGAAAGCUUGACGAUGCCCUUUGGGCGUAUAGAACAGCUUUCAAGACUCCUAUUGGGAAGUCACCCUACCAACGGGUCUAUGGCAAAGCAUGUUAUUUACCAGUGGAACUAGAACACAGGGCCUACUGGGCAACCAGAUUCCUUAACUUCAAUGCCAAGGUUGCAGGAGAAAAAAGACUACUCCAGCUUAAUGAGUUGGAUGAAUUCCGACAAGCUGCAUUUAAGAAUGCUAAAAUUUACAUGGAAAGGGUCAAGAAAUGGUACGAUAAAAAGAUCUCUUCCAGAGUCUUCGAGCCUGGCUAG